AGUUGUUAAACUUUUUUUUAAGAUUUCAAGAGAAUAUCGAUUUCUAGUGCUCCGAUUCCUUAGCCGAGAACGUCCUUUCAAAUGUCAACAACUUCAAGUAUCAAAUGUAAAAGAAUGAAGAAGUCCUGUGUAACUUACACUUCAAUAUCUCUCUUCUUCCUGCUGGGUGGCAUUUGGUUUGUUCUGCGUAUUCAAACUCCUCAGCCACAACUAAUUCGUAUUAAAUCACGAAGACCACUGGAGAUUAUGAGCAAGAAUCUGCUAGUGAACACCUCGUACUGCAAAAUGCAAACCAUGGAUCCCACGUCGCCCAUUGCGAAAUACUUUAUAAGACCAAUACCGUCUCAUUCAUGCCACUUGAUCCAAGUACUGAUGCCAAAAACAAUUGGUGGUAGGAACUUCCUAUACCUAGCCGUUAGUAAAACUAAACUUUGGAAGUAUUACGGAAUUCGAAGACUGAGUGAAAUCCUUUGCGCCUACACCAACUUUGAGAGAAUCGAUGACUUUAAUAAUCGUUACGUAGGACGAACAGUAUUUCGGUUUAGCAAGUGGCGUAAUUACCAGGAGAUCAAACCGAGGAAUACAUCUAUAAGAGUCUGGUGUUGGCGCGAUCAUGGUCGUAUCCUCUACCAUGAUGUAUUCAUGUUCCUGUCAGAACCAAUACCUCCAAAAAAGAAAAAGAAGCUAAGACCGGAACUCGCAAAUCGUCUUUCUGUCUUGAUCCUGGGUAUUGAUUCCAUAUCCCACAUGCACUACCGCCGACAUUUUAGCAAAACAAUGAAGUUUUUGGACAAGUUAACACAUACAGAAAUGUGGGGCUAUAAUCGUGUUGGUGAAAACUCCUACCCCAAUUUGGUGCCUUUGCUGAUCGGUGAAAAUGAGACAAUAGUGAAUGGUCCUACAGGAUGCUAUGGGGCAAGCGAACCUAAAUGUUUCGACAAGUGUUAUCUACUUUUUGACUUAUUCAAGGCGGCCGGCUAUGCCACAAUGUUCGGCGAAGACUCAUCCUCAGCUGGAACCUUUGUAUAUGUAUCACAUGGCUUUCAACGUCAACCAGCUGACUUUUACCUGCGAACCGCCAUGAAUGAGAUCGAUCAGAAAACUAGCUACAAGGCAUCGGGUGCUAACUCCAUUUCAUGUACAGGUGGCAGGGCAUAUACCCAAGUUUUGAACAAAUUUAGGUACAGCCUUCUGCCACAUAUGGAGGCUAGAAGUCAAGAUACUGGAUUCUUUGGCUUUUUCUGGCAAUCACACGGCGUUCAUGACUACAUUUGGUAUGCAGAAAUUGCAGAUGUGAUGUACGAAGCCUAUCUGAGGGAAAUGUAUCGACGACAACUAUUUAGCAAAACCUUUGUACUGCUGAUGUCCGAUCAUGGCUUGCGAUUUGGUAAAUUUAGUGCGACGCUUCAGGGGAUGAGGGAAAUAUCGCUGCCAACGGCGAUCGCCAUUUAUCCGCGUUGGAUGGUCAGGCGAUUUCCAUUAGCAAUUGAAAAUCUCAAGGCCAAUGCCCACCGACUGAUUACCACGCAUGAUUUGCACGAGACACUGAAGGAUUUGACCAAUUUGGAGAACUUGAAAGAUGAGAACAUUCGAAGAAGGACUCAGCAACUACGCAAUGAUCGCAAUGUUUCAUUAUUUCUCCCAAUUCCCGAAGAACGCAGCUGCAGUUCCGCUGAAAUUCCAGAGCAUUAUUGUGAGUGCGAUAAUUAUGUUAAGAUUUCAAUCAAACUGGAUAGUGUCCAGCAUGUAGCCAGAUUUGUUGUGGAUAGCAUUAAUGAGAUGGUGGGUUCUUAUACCAAGUGCCAAAGAUUGCAACUAAGUCAUGUGGAGGAUGCCUACAAACGGGAGCACAAGGAGUACAUCACUGUGCGGCUGGUAACUCAACCUGGUGGUGGUCAUUUCGAUGCCACGGUUCUUCAUGAUCAUAACAAAACUUUCCUGCAGGGAAGAAUCACCCGAACAGAUCGAUACAAGGAUCAAUCUUAUUGUAUAGAGAAAUCAUUAAUCCAACAAUACUGCUACUGUUUGUAGCUUAAAUUUUUGAUAAUAAUUGAAUACGAUAAAAUAUAUCCAAAAGUUAGAAAUGCAAGUCCUGAGAACCUCCUGCAAAAUAGUAGUGACAAAAACUAACAUUACUUUGGUUCCCUGCAGAGCCAAAGUAGCCUGGCAUUAGGAUAAAUGACUAGCAAAUGUGUUUAGAUUUGUCUUAAUUUCAUUCACCACACAUAAACAC
This is a messenger RNA of Drosophila serrata, 2233 nucleotides long. RefSeq lists its product as uncharacterized. The record is from RefSeq and is a predicted model, not a curated record. NCBI's taxonomy places the organism in Eukaryota, Metazoa, Arthropoda, Insecta, Diptera, Drosophilidae.